Molecule: messenger RNA, 705 nt
Organism: Aureobasidium vineae
Lineage: Eukaryota; Fungi; Ascomycota; Dothideomycetes; Dothideales; Saccotheciaceae
Source: the annotation of a GenBank genome assembly
AUGCCCCCGAGAACACUUUACUUUGUCCGUCACGCUCAAGGAGAACACAACGCACAGCACGAUGAUAGUAUCCCUGAUGCGAUUUUGACUUCCCAUGGAAAAUCGCAAUGUCGCGAGCUCAGCACCUCAUUCCCCCGUCAUGAUUCAGUGGCAUUGGUUGUCUCAUCGCCUCUACGCCGUGCUCUUCAAACAGCUAUACACGCUUUCGCACCUGCCUUGCACAGAGACGGAGUGAAGGUACUUCUACAGCCAAUGGCGCAGGAAAUGAACGCAUUUGCCUGUGAUGUUGGUACAGACAAAGAUGAGCUACAGAGACAAGUCAAAGCUGAGGAGCUUUGGGACGCGGGACUCGGCGUUCCCAGCGAGAAGGUUGACUUUGAUCUGGUCGAGGAGAGUUGGAACUCCAAGGGCAAGUGGGCACCAGACAGAGCGACUGUGCAGAAGCGUGGUGCAAAGCUGCGCUCGUGGCUGUACGGUCUUAAAGAAGAAGUCGUGGUUGUGGUCUCGCAUGGAGGCUUCUUGCACGCUCUGACCGAAGAUUGGAACGGCUUCAAUGCUAGCGCUGAAUUCGUGUUCACCGAGAAGUCGACACAUAGCAGUGCGCAUGUUGUCAAGAAGGCAACACUAACCCCGAAGCUGAGCGGACGAGAAGAAGAACCUCAUGUCGUAAAAGAGGUCGAAGACGCGGGUCUGGCGGGCAAGUAA